This is a messenger RNA of Drosophila suzukii, 2126 nucleotides long. RefSeq lists its product as uncharacterized. NCBI's taxonomy places the organism in Eukaryota, Metazoa, Arthropoda, Insecta, Diptera, Drosophilidae. The record is from RefSeq and is a predicted model, not a curated record.
GACUUCUAUUGUAAAGUAACGGCACGCGACAGAAUUUGUCCGUCCUUUUUGCACACAUGCAUAUGUAUGUAUGUAUGUAUACACGAAAUAUUUUGACACUCCGCUUUGUAGCGAAUCCCGCGAUCACUUCGAAGCAAGCGGUCCUCCUGAUCAGAAGUAAAAGUAAUUUAUAGUUUUGUGAGUGAGUUUUUAGAGAGAGUUUGAGAGUUGAAAAAAUGAAAAGUACAGCAAAAAGCAAAAGAUGGACAAAAACGACGAACUCCAGCUGCAAAGUUUGCUCGUCUCCUUUGGCUUGCCCGAAGUUUUUGAAGAGUUAAAUCGUAAAGGUGUGACCUUUAAGUCUCUCAAAUUUUUGACCGCGGACGACAUAAGGGAUGCUAUUGGCAAUAUAGGUAUUCGAGCUGAGUUUCGGUACAAACUGUUAGGGUGGCAAAAAUCACAGAAUUUCGGUGAAGACUCAGGUGAGGAACAAGACCAAGAGAUCCCCAUUGCAGGUGCUGCGAAACCCAAAUUGGUUGCAGACAUUUUGAAGGGGUAUCCACGGGGAAGGUUUCUCCUCGAGCAAUAUAACCUAAAAAACACCUUAACGACGGAUCAAAGAGACCAGAUAAUUAAUAUCAUUAUAGAGGACAUCUCAGCUAGGAAGCAGACGCUUAAAACUACAGAUUUUGCUGAUAUUGUGGACCAAAUCGUGGAGGUAUUUCCCUCGGAGAAGAACUGGAGAAAGCAUCCUGCAGGAAAACUGUACUGGAAGUACGCAAAUCUAAGGUCAAAGCUUUUGAAACGCGGUCGAUCCGGUCCAUUACAGGAAUCCGAUCCUGUGUCCCAAACAAGUGGUUUUGCUGACAUAACAAGCUUUGCUUUGAAAGCAGAGUUAAAGCGGGAAAUUUCUGAUUGGCUCUCUGUGUGUCAGAAAUGGAGGGAAUCUCAUGCCCAACGCAAAAAAGACAUCGAAUUGCUGGAUGGUCCACAAUUUCUAAAGAAGUGGCCAAAAUACGGUGAUUGCCGUGCUCCAGACUUGAUAAAAAUUGAUUUCAACUUAUUAUACCCUGAGAAAGGAGAUAUUUUAUUUCGUAAAUGGGACCCAUUCAAAGAAAAGGUUUUUUGCUUUUACGGAGAUCAGAUACAAAACAAAGAGUGUCUUAGAAUAUUAAAGACAGCUCAGAAAACGGUAUCAAUCGAUUCCAAGGACUACAUUUACACUAUUUUACUUACCUCAGUCGUGUCAAAUAAUUCAUGGGCCGUAAUAAAAGGAACAAACAAGAGAAAGAAAUUCUCCCUACUGGACUCACUGGAAAGUCUUGUCCUCAGAAUCAAUUCCAUUGCGGACUAUGAGGAAAAGCUUCAGCAGUUAAUUAUUAAGUAUUAUAUAAGCUCAGAAACGGUGCAGCCUUUUUUGAUAGUUGAAGGUGAAUGCAUAGAAAAUUUGAAAGGAUUUUUCGUAUACUUUGAUAAGUCAUUAUAUAAGUUUGACUCCUUUAUAGAGUCGUUAGAUGUAUGCUUUAAGAUUUUUAAUACAUUGAACUUAAAACAUAUUUGUAACUCGCAUGCUGAGAUUACAUUAUCGGAAAAUGACAACAUUGAAGAAAUCAAUAUUAUCGAAAUUAAUAAUACUUAUGUUACUGCAGCUUCCAAUUGCGACUCAAGUGUCGCUCUAAAGAAUAACUUAGCACAUAUUAAAACCACAGAUUGUCAAAACAAUUUUGAAGACAAGUCUUUUUUUUUCUUGUGGCUUGCACGCUCGACCUGGACUGCCAAGAAAUGAGAUUCUGUUUAUACAAAAACAAAUUGCUGAUCUGCUAGCCCCAAUAGCUAGUGCAGUUAAAGAUGCUCUGACAAGUUCAACUUUAUCAUACGAAAUACUUAAUUAUGUUUUAGAUUUCUGUAAGAGUCCAUUUAAGCCGAUAGUAUCUGAGUAUAAAUUUUUAAAGUUUUUAAAAGAGAAAAAUCUCUAUGAAAAUCCUUUGGCAUAUACAAUUUCAAACAAACUAGUACCUAAAAUUAAAAGAGGCAAAGCAGAACUCAUGCCUCACAAAGUGAACAUACAACUUAUGCCUGUAAAGUUCCAAAUAACAAAAUUUUUCGAGAUUCCAGACGUUUUGAACCUUACUGUUAAAAAUCAAGAA